This is a messenger RNA of Aspergillus calidoustus, 840 nucleotides long. The record is from the annotation of a GenBank genome assembly. NCBI's taxonomy places the organism in Eukaryota, Fungi, Ascomycota, Eurotiomycetes, Eurotiales, Aspergillaceae.
CAUCCUUCUUCCCAUUAUCUAUAUCUGGGCAUAUAUACACAUCACAAUAAAACCACCAUGUCUUCCAUCAACCUCGAAGACGUCGCCUCAGCUCUGCGCACCGCACGCACAUCAUCCAAACCCAUCGACGCCCCCACAAAGACCUGGCCGGGCCUCAACGCAGACGACGCCUUCAAAAUCCAGCAACUCAACUCUACGCACGCGAUACAGAAUGGCGACCGCCUGGUGGGCUACAAACUCGGCAACAUCGCCAAGGUAAUGCAGAGCGCCUUCGGCCUCGACCACCCGGACUACGGCUUCCUGCAUUCCAGCCUAUUCGUCUACGAGGGGACGAGCAUCCGUCGAGAACAGUUCAUCAAGCCGUUUGUGGAGCUCGAGGUUGGCUUUGUGUUGAAAGCGCCGCUCAAGGGUCCGAACGUCACUGUCGCCGAUGUUAUUAGCGCGAUUGACUAUGCGGUGCCCGCGAUUGAGAUUAUCGAUUCGAGGGUGAAGGAGUGGGCGAUUGAUCUGCCGGAUACGUUGGCGGAUAAUGGAUCGACGGGGGCGGUGAUUGUUGGUGGGAUGCCGAGGAGGUUGGCAGACCUUACACUCAGUAACAUGAGGGGGGUGUUGAAGUUCAAUGGGCAGGAGGUCAUGGCUGGGAAUACGAAGAAUGUGCUGGGCAACCCGAUUUCGGCGGUUGCGUGGCUGGUGAAUCGGUUGGCGGAGUAUGAGAUUGAGUUCUUGCCGGGACAGUUUAUUUUGCCGGGGAGCUGUCUUGAGGCUGUUCCGAUGGAGGACAAGGGGGUUUGGGAGUGUACUUUUGAAGGGUGGGGGACUGUCGAGUUUGAGGUUGUAUAG